Plasmodium adleri (nom. inval.) is the source of this 1842-nucleotide messenger RNA. Its product is annotated as conserved Plasmodium protein, unknown function. The record is from RefSeq and is a predicted model, not a curated record. Lineage: Eukaryota; Apicomplexa; Aconoidasida; Haemosporida; Plasmodiidae. The transcript has a single exon. Bases 1 to 1842 code for a protein of 613 amino acids.
AUGGACAAUUGCAGAAGCUCCAGCCGAAAGUAUAAACUCUCUGCUGGGGAUUCUACCUUCGGUAAGCCAACAGUCAGGGGCUCAGUAACGAACGAUAAUUUGAGUGAGGAAGGAGAAAUUGAAUUUGAAGGAUGGGUUGAAUUUGUAACUAAGAAUAGUAAUGAAGAUACUAACAUUUCUCACGAGAAAAAAAAAAGACAUAGUCGAAAUAGAAAUCAUACUGUAAGCUUAUCUAACAUAGCAAAAGAUGAUAUUGUAUUUAAUAAAAGUAGAAAAAGAGAUAAACAGUUAAAAAGAGAUUCAAAAAAAAGAAAUGAAAUUAAUACAGAUUAUAUGUAUAGCAAUAAUAAUAAUAAUAUAUAUGCCAAUUAUGUAUAUAAACAACCUAACGAGAUUUCAAAUAGUAAUAUUAUUUAUACGCUAAGAAAUAAUCAUCAGAAUAAUAAUAUGGUUACACCAUUAUAUAUUAAUACUCAAACAAAAACAAAUGAUAACCUUAUUAAUAUAUUAAGUCCUAACUAUGUAGAUCCUGCACCACCUAUUGUUCUAAAAAAUCAACAAGUCCUUCCUCAAUUAUAUAUAAGACAACCACCAACAGUUAUUGUAACUAAUGAGCCUAGACCUCCAUUAGUUAUUAACCCACCACCAGCAAAUAUUAUAUUUAAAAAUAAAUCACCACAACCAAUAUAUGUUAAUAGUACUAGACCAAAUAUAAUAAUUAAAAAUGACCCUCCUACUGUUCAAAAUCCUAUUAAUAUGGAUACUACACCAGUACAAUUAGAUAUGCCAACAGAAAAUAUUACAAUGAACAAAGAAACAAUAAAAUAUCCUUAUGUAAUGAAUAUAAAAAAGGAUUCAGUUUUAGACAAUAGAAAUGUGUACUUAAAAGGAAGUGUAUCAAGUACCAAUGCAUCAGUAUCACCAACAAAUGUUAUAUAUCUAGAUAAUAAUAAUAAUAAUAAUAAUAUGAAUGAUAUAAAUCAACAGAAUGUACCAAAUAUUUAUAUGUUGAAUAAUAACCAAACUGCACAUUUACAACAAACACCAAAUGCAUAUGCAACCAUAGCACCAAUUAAUAACCAUCAAAUACAAACACAGCCAACAAAUACAGUACAAUAUAUUCAACCAAAUUAUGAACAAGUCAUAACACAAGUAGAUCAAAAUGGUAAUGUAUACAAUCAACAGCUUGUAGGAAAUACAGUAAUGCAAAAUAUGACACAACAAGGGGUAAGCACUUUAAAUUUCCCUGCAGCGGUAAAUACCUUAAACGUUCCUUCAACAAUGAAUAAUGUAUGUAUACCACAAACAGUUUGUAGUACUAAUAAUACACCAUCUCAACAAGUACAAUAUAUUGCUCAAUCACAAACAUAUGAACCUUAUAAUAAUACACAAAAUACAACAAUUUAUGAAAGAAAUUAUGUACCACAAAUGACACAAAAUAACUUGCCAAAUAAUGUAGUACAACAAUAUAUUCCAACCACAACUACAAUGGUACAAGAAAGUGUACAGAAUACACCAGCUUCUCAAUAUAGAAUAAUUGUUCCUAAUAAUGAUAAUACUCAAUCACCAAAUAUUAUAAGAAAUUACAAUAAUAUUUCAAAUACAAAAAAUAAUGUUAAUAAAGCUAUAAUGCAACCAACUUAUAACUCUAGUGAAAUUUUACCUUCCUGUUCUCCAUCAGGAUGUGCAUCAGCAAAUAAAGUUACGCAUGUACAAAAUGUUAGAAGAAAUUCAUAUAUAAAUCCACACUCCCAUAGUAUGCAUGAAACUCCAAAAAAGGUACAAAUAAUAGCACGACCCAUGCAUGAACAAAAUUUAAGAACAUACAGUUUGUGUAGAUAA